AUGGGAGAGCCGAUUCAAUCACUCCCAGAGUCGGAGCAUGAGCGACGUGCUCUGGCACGAACACUGCUCAUUGAGCUUCUGGCCUACCAAUUUGCCUUUCCGGUUCAAUGGAUUGAUACACAGAAACAGUUCUUCACACGGGAUGAGGCCGUGGAGCGAUACGUGGAGGUUGGCCCAGCCAAGGUGUUAUCCACCAUGGGCAAGAAGACGGUUGCCCGCAAUCACCAGCUGCAGGACCAGCUGCGUCUGAUUCGCCGACAGUUCCUCUCCCAUAGUGAUGAUUACGCCCAGAUAUGCUAUGAAUAUGAGGAGUCACAACCAGUAGCCACCACAGAGGCUCAACCUGCCCCUGCUGCCCCAGCACCGGUUUCCGUGGCCGCUGCUGCCCCCGUCGCUCCUGUAGCUGCUGCUCCAGUCGCAGCGGCAGUCGCAGUUGAUGAUGUGCCAGUAUCUGCACUGGAUAUUGUGCUGGCCCUGACUGCCCAGAAGCUGAAGCAGCCAUUUGACCAGGUGCCCCUACAGAAAUGCAUUCGGGACCUGUCUGGAGGUAAAUCUACGCUACAGAACGAACUCAUUGGCGACCUUGUGGCCGAAUUUGGUGGUACACCUGACGGCUGCGAAGAUCUUCCCCUCGAAGCUGUUGGGGCAGCCCUCGACGGUAGCUUCACCGGCCGUCCUGGCAAAGUCAUGUCUGCACUCAUCGCCCGCUUAAUCUCGGCCAGAUUCCCAGCUGGAUGGAACCAGAACAGUAUCCGCAGUCACCUUGAGACACACUGGGGGCUAGGAUCACAGCGCCAGACAGCUGUGCUCUGCUAUUCCGUCAGCCUCGACCCCUCUGCCCGGCUGGAGAGCCCCCAAGCAGCCAAAGAAUUCGUUGACAGUGUCGUGGCCCGGUACGGACGUCAUUGUGGCAUUACUAUUAGCCCAGCUGCAGCAUCUGCUGGCGGAGGUGCUGCCGCUGGUGGUGCCAUGAUAGACUCCAAGGAGCUGGAACGGCUGCGCACGGAAUAG
This is a messenger RNA of Aspergillus welwitschiae, 1011 nucleotides long. RefSeq lists its product as uncharacterized. The record is from RefSeq and is a predicted model, not a curated record. Gene Ontology annotation, cellular component: fatty acid synthase complex. The coding region runs from base 1 to 1011 and encodes 336 amino acids. Lineage: Eukaryota; Fungi; Ascomycota; Eurotiomycetes; Eurotiales; Aspergillaceae. Gene Ontology annotation, biological process: long-chain fatty acid biosynthetic process. The transcript is spliced from 4 exons. Gene Ontology annotation, molecular function: holo-[acyl-carrier-protein] synthase activity.